This is a messenger RNA of Anisakis simplex (herring worm), 2412 nucleotides long. The record is from the annotation of a GenBank genome assembly. NCBI's taxonomy places the organism in Eukaryota, Metazoa, Nematoda, Chromadorea, Rhabditida, Anisakidae.
CGAUGCAAAAAUCAAAAAAUUAAAUCAACUCCAAGGUUCAUACACACACUUCACGAUAAGGAAUGUCAACCGAAAAUGGAUGUCAUAUUCGUGUUGGACACAUCGGGCAGUAUCGAGCAAGUCUAUGCCGAGCACAUCAGAUGGACACUGGCCCUGGUGGACGCACUGCCGGUGAAUCGAGAUCGUGUGCGUAUUGCAGCCAUCCAAUACGCUGGUUUUCCGUUAACCGAGUUCGCACUCGGCACCUACUUCUCGGCCAACGAUAUCAGACAGCAUCUGUCACAGAUCACAUUCCAGUCCGGUGUGACACGUACCGGUUAUGCGCUCAGGAAGGCCGACUCGGAACUGUUUCGUGAGCAACGUGGAGCAAGAGCGAACGCCACCAAAAUAAUCGUCCUGUUCACGGACGGUCUCUCCAUUGAUGAUCCACUGAAGCCGGCACAUCAGCUUCGUGAUGUUAAAAACGUUAAGAUUUAUGUGGUGAGCGUUGGCUCGGAUGGUUUCGAGCCCGAAAUGAAUCGUAUCGCUGGCGAUAAACGCAACAAACCACCUUCAGAUGUGAAAGAGGAAUUCAAGCGAAAUCAACUCACAACAACACAACAGCAUAAUAGUGAAGAAGACUCAAGUGUUAAGAAUACCUUACAUAACAAAACUAAAAAUGCUGUCAGUUCAAAAAAAGCGCUCAAGAUGGAGUCAUCAUCGAAUGCAAGUCAGCUUAAUUCAACCGUUGAAGAGAUGAAUGCAUUCUCAAGCUUCUCACUAGCAUCAACUCAGCAACAACAAAAAAAUUCCAAGUCAGCAGCACAACGAGACGAUGAAAGCAGCGGCGGCGACUCCAAGGAAUCUCUUGAAGUAACCAGCACAGCCACACCAUUAUCUUCCGAGUCUUCGGAAGAUCUUCCGAGUCAAGAUCACAGCAAAUCAUCCGAUCGAGCAAUUCAAUCCGCAUCUAAAUCUAAAUCUGCACUUUCAUCAUCACAAUCUAGCAGCAACACUCGUACUAACAGCAGCAGUAGCAGCAGAGAGUCGAUCGGCUCUGAGGAUGAAGCAGCAGAAGAUCAGCUAGUGAAUGCGAAUGAAAACGCUGAGAAGUUGCUGAAUAAAACAGAUGAAAAUGAGCAGCAGCAGCAGCAGCAGCAGCAACAGCAAAAGAAAUCAUCACAACGAAUCACAACCAAUAUCAAUACUGCUCACCGUAAUGCCAAUGAUAACGAUGAUAAUAAUGGCGAUAAUGAUAAUCGUCAGCAGUCAUCGUCUAGCACUCUCAACAAUCCAUCUUCUUCAGCCUUAGCAUCAUCAUCAUCCACAUCGAAAUCAAGCAAUUCUUCCUCCAAAGCCGCCGCACAAUCAGCCAAAUCCCACUCGUCAAGCAAGCAACAAUUAUCACUGAAAUCAAAAUCGAGCAGCAUGAUCAAAUCGGCUUCUGCAGCAGCAUCGAAACAUACAAAUACUGUAACGGCGGCGUUAAAUUCGCUCAAAAAAAGCAAUUCAAAGUCAGCCGAAGCAGCAGCAUCAGCUAUCAAUAAACAAUCUCAGCUCGAAACACAAACCAAACUCGAACACUUACUUACAAGUCAUGAGACUAAAAACAUUCAUAAAAUAACAACAAACACAAUUCCAACUGAAAAAAAUACGCAGAAAAGUUCCGAAGAAGACGAAGUCGAAGCCUCCUCAACGGCACCAUUUAUCGAGUCAGCUGAACAGACGGAUGAUGAAUCGUCAAAUAUCAAUGAAUCCUCAAUUCAAGGCUCACAAGGUGCUUCACCUUCUCAAGCGCAUUCCACACCACACUCAAUUGCUCACCACCACUCAAAGCAGCAAAAACAGAAACAAUCCAAAUCAAAACCUCAAAAACAAGCCAAUGAAGCCAGUAAUCAAGCAGUAGCUGCUACUAUACAUCGAGCAUCAUCCACUCCUCGCGUACCGUCGUCAAGUGUAGUAUGCCCAUUGGAUUUUCUCUUCAUAGUUGAUAGUUCUGGAUCAGUGCAAUCAAUUUAUUACAAACAAAAACAAUAUCUUACAUCAAUUUUAAGUGAAAUUCAGGUUGGCGAACAGAGAGUAGCGCUGUUGCAAUUUGCGGGUGGAUCACAUCAAAAAACCGAAUGGACUUUUGAUACAUUCCAUGACGGUGAAGCUGUAAUGGAAGCGUUCGCGAACGUCCGGCAUUUCACUGGUAAUUCGUCGUUCCAUAAUCAACUCCACAAUUCAGGUACCACUUACAUCGGCCGUGCUCUAGAGGCCUCAUUCGAUUUGCUGCAGUUACGCCGAAACUCUGUUCCAACCAUCGUUGUACUGCUUAGUGACGGAUUCUCACAAGACGAUGCCACCGAGCCAGCCGAACGUAUCAGACGUCUAGCGAAUGUGGAUUUCUAUACUGUGAGCAUUUCGGAUUUGAUUUUAUUUGAUCGUUGA